AAACACGCCUAAACUAACCUAUAGGCCUAUGCCAAUCAAAAUGUGUUGAAUGUAGCUAAUAUUUGUCAUUUUAAUGCUCAGGGUGAGCUGAAGUGCUAUAGUCUGUCAGAUAAGUGGUCUAGGGAUCAUAACCCUGUUGCUUUAUGUUUCUUUGGGAUGAAAUUUAAGUAACAUUAAUUGCAUCGACAUUUUUACAUUAAAAUACGCUUUCUUGAACCCUUUCUUCCAGAAGAAACCCGAUGUUUUAAAAAGGAAACCAACAGACAAAGACCUUGGACGGCUGUCGAGAUACUUGCAUCAGGAGAAUGCUACCGGUCUCGCUUCCCGUCUCAUGUUACCCUUUGCACUCAUUGAGGCUGACUGGGCAGCGCAUAGUAAUUUAGACGAAAACAGCCAACGACUAUACAUUCUUAACCGCUGGAGAGGAAGAAAUGAAGCAGAAACUCUUGAAGGUUUGAUACAUCGCCUCAAGGGAGAUUAUGAAUUUGAAUAUCUCCAAAACCAGGUAGAAGUGCAUCCUGCGAGAAAACAUUAUGAUAUUCCUAAAAUAUUGCUAGAUUCCACUCCGGGAAGUAACUGUGAUCUCAUAGCUGCAGCUGAUAGUGUUGGUGCACUCUAUCCAUUCUUGAUGUUGGAACUUGGCUUGUGUUACAAAGAAAUAGAAGUUGUUCGCGAGAAGAACCCAAACAACAUGUGGAAAAUCAUUUUUACCUUGUUAGAGAAAUGGAGACAGCAGCAUCCAAAAGAUUGUACGACAAGAAAUCUACUCGACACUGCAAGUUUUGUUGGGAUAGAUACAACACAGAUACAGAAAAUGGUUUAAAGAUCGUAGAAACUUGAUGCCUCUAAUAACACAUUAUGUUUCUUAUCAUACAAAAAUGUAGCUUAGAUUUUCACAAAAGUAUGUAUUUGAUCACUGCAGAGAUUUUACCAUAAUUACACACGUUUGAUGUUUUCUCUUUUGUUUUUUCAUCGCUUUAUUUGCUUUAUGUGAGUUGUCUGUUAUUUUUCAUGUUUUUUGUGUUGUCUAUCACAUGUGUUUCCAUUAAUGAAUUUUAUAUGUAAGCACAUAACCUGUGUAAUAUGUAUCUCUAGCUGACAAAAAUGCAUCUUUGCGAUGCUCUGAACUCAUACAUCAUUUACAUGUGUGCCUGUGUAUAAUAAACUUUUUAUUACAACUCUAUAUAUUUGUAGAUAACUCAUCAACACAAUUAACAAAAAAUAUGUAUCUAACAUUUUAUUUGAAAAUGUAUGGACAUUUCUUAAAAUAU
Molecule: messenger RNA, 1271 nt
Organism: Ruditapes philippinarum (Manila clam)
Lineage: Eukaryota; Metazoa; Mollusca; Bivalvia; Venerida; Veneridae
Exons: 2
Coding region: 332-823 (163 amino acids)
Biological process (GO): signal transduction
Molecular function (GO): protein binding
Source: RefSeq, a predicted model, not a curated record